AUGAGGAUAGUUUUGUACAUUUUCACGUUUUUUAUUGUUAUGGUUUUGCAUACUGCGAAAGUUGGGGCAAGAAAACCGCCUAGAAGAAACUCAAACCAUGGGCAAACUACCAAAAAGUAUAAUGCAAAUCACGAAUUUGAUAAGUUGUGCCUCCAAGAACACAAUAAAUACAGAGCAAUUCAUCAAGCCCCAUCACUCAAGAUCAACUCAACGCUAUACAUAUUUGCUCGAUCAUGGGCAAGGCGACUUGCCAUUCUUGACGAUACAAGCAACGUUACUCAUCGACCAGGCAGAGACUUCGGAGAAAACAUAUAUUGGAUGACCUACAGUAAACAGCCUUAUGAACAGUAUGCAACACUGGCAGUAAAUUUGUGGUAUGAUGAAAACAAGAACUACAAUUACGUUUUUGGUGGUUACUCAGCUGCCACCGCUCACUUUACGCAGUUGGUAUGGGCAUCAACCAAUACUAUGGGAUGUGGCUACGACGUAUCCAAGAAAGGAACGAUAUUUGUUGUUUGCAACUACAAUCCCCAUGGGAAUAUUCCGGGAGCAUAUCAAAAAAAUGUCAAACCACCCAAGAGCUAA
Ixodes scapularis (black-legged tick) is the source of this 585-nucleotide messenger RNA. RefSeq names its product Golgi-associated plant pathogenesis-related protein 1-like. The transcript has 5 exons. Gene Ontology annotation, cellular component: extracellular region. Bases 1 to 585 code for a protein of 194 amino acids. NCBI's taxonomy places the organism in Eukaryota, Metazoa, Arthropoda, Arachnida, Ixodida, Ixodidae. The record is from RefSeq and is a predicted model, not a curated record.